AUGAAUUUAUUCAAAUUGAUAGAAGAUCAAAAAAUUACAAUAAUAAAACAACUUGAACCAAUUACUAAAGAAAUUCGUUCUCUUCGAGAAGAAAAUGUUAUUGAAACUGAUAUUGAUCGACUUGGAAAAAAAAUCAAUGAGAUGCGACAAAAAUUGAAAGAAUUUACUCAAAAGGAUGCAAAUGAAAGCAUCAUUGUUAGCGAUGAGCAAAUUGAUUGGAGUCGACUCAUUUAUAUCAGACAAGAACGACAACAAAAAUAUCGUAUUUCAACAAGAACAGGUUAUUGUUUAUCAUAUAUGGAUGAUGAUGUUCAACGUGAUUUAACAUCUAAAUUAUUCCAAUGGAGUUGUCGACGAUGUACAUAUCUUAACGACGAGUUGUCUCGCAUAUGUGAAAUUUGUUCAUUGGAUAAAGGUACUUAG
Molecule: messenger RNA, 423 nt
Organism: Rotaria sp. Silwood2
Lineage: Eukaryota; Metazoa; Rotifera; Eurotatoria; Philodinida; Philodinidae
Source: the annotation of a GenBank genome assembly